CCCUCGCGAGGGUGGACGGACGCGACAAAAAUAUCUGCGGGGGCGGCAGUCCGUUACGUUAAAGCACCGGAGGAGCACCAGCGCUCACAAAUAAAGGCAGCAGAACUCUGGUAACUUUCCGACUCCUCGCGAGAAGCUUAUAAAAUAUUCCGUGCACGCUCGGCACGACCUGGUCUCCAGACAUUUCAAGACACGAAGCAGCCAAACUUUUUCACCGAAGGCAUUGGUUGCAAUGGCUGUGCGCCGCUUUGUGAGUGUGUGUGUGUCGGUGGCUCUGCUGCUGCUGGCGGGGGUGUGUGUGUGUGAGCCUCAGCCCCCUCCUCAGGACCCCCCUGCAGGUGCGGGUGCGGGUGCGUGGACCCCAUCAUACGGCGAGCGCGGUUCUGACGUGGGGCUGGCGGUGCUGCGGCAGCUGCUCUCUGCUGCCCCCCAGGGGAACUCGCUGGUAUCGCCACACGGCACCGCCUCCGUACUGGGCAUGCUCCUGAGCGGCGCCCACGGCAACACACGAAGCCAGCUGAUCAACGCACUCAAGUACAAGAAGAAUGGUCCUUAUAAGAUGCUCCGUAAGCUCCACAAGGUGUUGACGGCGCGUGCUAACGGGGACAUGGUGCUAAUUGCUAACGGCCUCUUCUCCCAGAGUGGCUUCAGCAUGAAGCCAGAAUUCCUGUCGGCCAACAGGGAGAACUUCCUGUGCGAGAGCCACGCCCUCGACUUCAGCCAAUCACAAGAGGCCGUCAGCGCCAUCAACGCCUGGGUCAACAACCGCACCAGAGGCCACAUCCCCUCCCUGGUGAGUGCCGAGAUGCUGGACGCUGCUCUAACGCGAUUGGUUGUCGUCAACACCAUCUUCUUCAAGGGCCAAUGGAAAUCUCGCUUCCCGCUGCAGAACACCAGACCCCGCCCCUUCACCCGUGCCGACGGCACCACCACCAAAGUCCCCAUGAUGUCACAACUGGCCAUCUUUAAUAUAGGUCUGAUGUCGACUCCUGAGGGUGUGAAGUAUAAGGUGAUUGAGCUGCCGUAUCACGGCGACAGUCUGAGCAUGCUCAUUGCGCUCCCCGCCGAAGAUGAGACGCCCCUGGCGGCCAUCUUGCCACACAUCUCCACGGAAGCCAUUCAGAGCUGGACCAAUCAGAUGGCUCAGAGGAAGAUGCGCCUCCUUCUGCCCAAGUUCACAGUGGAGGCUGAAGUGGAUCUGGAGGCUCCUCUGAGGGCGCUGGGCAUCACAGACAUGUUCAACCAGGCAGCAGCUGACUUCCGCCACCUCAGUGAGGAGCCGGUGUUUGUGUCCAAGGCGCUACAGAAGGCCAAAAUAGAAGUCAACGAGGAGGGAACCAAAGCAGCAGCAGCCACCACUGCAAUCUUAUUGGCUCGGUCGUCUCCUCCGUGGGUCAGUGUGGACCGCCCCUUCCUCUUCCUGUUACGCCACAACCCCACAGGGACAAUUCUCUUCGCUGGACAUAUCAAUGAGCCUUGAGGCAGAUGCCCAUGUCCUGAGGAAGUCCACACACACACACAUACACACACUUUCUCAAACUCACACAGCCUCAAAACACACUUUCUGAAACGCUCGGCCACAGUCACACAUGCACACACACACACUGGAGAGAUUUUCCGUCCGGUUCUGAUGACUGAUAAGGAGAAUGGACUGCUAUUUUUGUGCUCUGUGUUUGUGUUUGUAUGUGUGUGUGUUUUUUAACUGAUUUUUACCUGCCAGCUACAGUGUCUUCUGCUACCGUAUCUUACUGCUUCAUAUGUUUGCACUUACACACAUGUAGCCUACAGUACACAACACACACACACACACACACACACACACACACACACACACACCACAUAUAAAUCAUGUUGCACAAUGCCCUUUGUAAUUAACUUGUGUCAUAAUACAUGGUGCUUACUGUGUCACAUGGCCUUGUCAUUCCGUCCACCUGUAACAUGUAACAGUUUAGACCGCCAUGUAAAAUCCAUAAUCAAAAGGGGGGAUUUCAAGACGCUAGCUUAGUCGUAAACCAGGUUAAGUUAACCUUUAGGUGGUAGUAGUAAAUCAUGUAAUAGAAGAGCCAAGAGGCCUUAUUUUCCUAAUGAAACAUCAUACCUCUGUGGGCCAUCUAUUAGCCGGUUCAUAACUACCUGGUUAACUUAGCUUGGUUUAUCGGUUAAUCAAGGGUGUUUUCCAAGAACAUGGUUAAGUGAUAAACCUGGCUAAAUUAAUUUGCAUCAAGAGGUGAAUCUGAUAAUAGACAGUCCACAGGUGUCAUUUAGUUAAGAAAAUUAGGACUCCAUGCUCUUGUAUUAGAUGGUUUACCACUACCUCAAGCUUAACUCAACCUGGAUUAAGCUACUACUUAGCCAGGUUCUUGGAAUACUCCCUUGGCUAUGUUUGGUCCGAUUUGUAAACCAUGUAACAGAUUUUAUUCAGACAUUCGUUUGACAUGUAGCGGCUCAGUUUUUGGGCUGCUUUGUGGACAUAAACCUUUAUCCCCUUCAUUGUGUCCCACAAGGGGAGACUAGCUGUUCUUAAAAAAAAAAAACUAACCCACAUGUUUUAUUUGUUUUAUGUUUUUAAUGCCUUACAUUUUUAUUUUAUAUUCACUUUUGUCUGUGUGAUAAUCAUUUUUAUACUCUUUAAGGAAAGGGGUCUUUUUUAAUAUAAACUUGUUGAGCCUAGAUUUGCCUAACAUGUUGACAGACCUUCACACUUGCAGUAUUGUAUCCUGUGUGAUAUUUAAUAAAGUAGGCUUUUUUCAUUUUGGAAUAA
Engraulis encrasicolus (European anchovy) is the source of this 2761-nucleotide messenger RNA. It is a transcript of the gene serpine2, whose product is annotated as serpin peptidase inhibitor, clade E (nexin, plasminogen activator inhibitor type 1), member 2. The coding region runs from base 233 to 1480 and encodes 415 amino acids. Gene Ontology annotation, biological process: negative regulation of endopeptidase activity; negative regulation of plasminogen activation. The transcript is spliced from 9 exons. NCBI's taxonomy places the organism in Eukaryota, Metazoa, Chordata, Actinopteri, Clupeiformes, Engraulidae. The record is from RefSeq and is a predicted model, not a curated record. Gene Ontology annotation, molecular function: serine-type endopeptidase inhibitor activity.